ACGGAUGGGGACCUCGACAAGUUGAAAGGGUGCAUCGAGUUGGGUUUUUUGUUCGACCAUGAACAUGAGGACUGCACUCUCUACAAUAAUUUGCCUACCCUUGAUCUCUACCAUGCUAUGAACAUCUUCGAUGGCCAUUCUUCAUCGUUUGGGAGCCCCAAUUCAUCCGAAUCAUGGAACAUAUUCACUCAUGGGGACAACCUUCAGUAUGUGAAGACGAGGUUAAGGCAUUGGGCACAAGCAGUUGCCUGUUCAGUCAGGCAAAUUUGUUAG
Amborella trichopoda is the source of this 273-nucleotide messenger RNA. RefSeq lists its product as uncharacterized. NCBI's taxonomy places the organism in Eukaryota, Viridiplantae, Streptophyta, Magnoliopsida, Amborellales, Amborellaceae. The record is from RefSeq and is a predicted model, not a curated record.